UGCCGAGCACCCGCCCUAGCCCACUCCUCCUCCUCCUCCUCCGUCGCUCGUCUUCCUCCUCGCGCGAGAGCGCCGCCAUCCCUCCCCAUCCCGCUGCCUCGUCUUCCUCCACCGUAGGUAUCUAUCUACCCUUGGAUUCUCUCGCUCCCGACCUCCCAUCACCCCACGAACCCUUUUAGCUCCCCGUCAUAAUCUUCCCCAAUUCCUGACUCCGCCCGUGAAUUGGCGUCCAAGAUGAGCGACGACGUGAUAUGGCACUGUAUCCGCCACAACCACUGCAGCUUCAUGGCAAAGAUCGAGACAGGUAUCUUCUGCCGAAACCCCUACAACGCUACGGGCAUUUGCAACCGGAGCUCCUGUCCACUUGCGAAUAGUCGCUAUGCCACCAUCCGGGACCAUGAUGGUAUUUUCUACUUAUACAUGAAAACUGCUGAAAGAGCUCAUCUGCCAAACAAAUUAUGGGAGAGGGUCAAACUUCCCAGGAAUUAUGAGAAAGCAAUGGAAGUCAUCAACAAGCAUCUCGAGUUUUGGCCCAAGCUACUUGUGCACAAGAUAAAGCAGCGCCUGACAAAAAUGACUCAGUAUCGGAUAAGAAUGAGGAAACUUCAACUUAAAGUGAGGGAGAAGAUAAUGACAGUGCCCAGGAAGAAGACUCAGCGUGAUCUCAGAAGAUUGGAGAAAGCUGAAACCGCUGCUCAACUAGAAAAGAAUAUUGAAAGUGAACUAAAGGAGCGCCUGAGGAAAGGUGUUUAUGGUGACAUUUAUAAUUACCCCUUCAAGGAAUUUGAUAAUAUUCUUGACAUAGAAAAUAUUGAUUUGGCUCCUGAGGAAGAGGAGGAAGAAGAAGGUGAGAUAGAGUAUGUUGAAGGUGAUGAGAUCGAGAUGGGUGACAUGGAAGACAUGGAAGAUAUGGAAGAUUUUGAAGGCCUUGGUGAGGAUGGCGAUGAAGAUGGUGACGGUUUAGAUGAGCCAGUAACAAAAAAGCCCAAGGGAUCAAGCUCUAAUUCGAGAUCGAAGAUCGGGAGGAAGUCUACCAAGGUUAUCACCGAGGUGGAACAAGAUGAAGACAGGAAUAGCAGGCAAAGGACGCGAAUGUGAAUCCACCAGGCAUGAUUUCAGUUAUAUGCUACUAGGUGUUGGUUCUAAUUUUGUUGUACUUUAGAUAAUUUAAUUAAUUUUCCCUUGUCAUGAUAAUUUGUAGAAUUACUAUUUGGUGAGAUUUUUUAAACUAGCCCAUCUGCAACUUUGGCUAAGCCUUAUUGGCAGAAUUCACACCGCGGUUUUUUAAUGUAUUUUAAUCGUCUCCAUCUUCUGCGCUA
Messenger RNA from Brachypodium distachyon (stiff brome), 1319 nucleotides. RefSeq names its product protein MAK16 homolog. Gene Ontology annotation, biological process: maturation of 5.8S rRNA; maturation of LSU-rRNA. The transcript is spliced from 9 exons. The record is from RefSeq and is a predicted model, not a curated record. Lineage: Eukaryota; Viridiplantae; Streptophyta; Magnoliopsida; Poales; Poaceae. Bases 235 to 1098 code for a protein of 287 amino acids. Gene Ontology annotation, cellular component: nucleolus; preribosome, large subunit precursor.